Triticum aestivum (bread wheat) is the source of this 1441-nucleotide messenger RNA. RefSeq lists its product as uncharacterized. The coding region runs from base 148 to 1065 and encodes 305 amino acids. The transcript is spliced from 2 exons. The record is from RefSeq and is a predicted model, not a curated record. Gene Ontology annotation, biological process: defense response. NCBI's taxonomy places the organism in Eukaryota, Viridiplantae, Streptophyta, Magnoliopsida, Poales, Poaceae.
AUACCUGCUCGGAUCCACCGUUCGUUCAAAAUCCCACCGAGACGACCGAAGGGGGAGAGGGGGGCGAGCCUCAAAUCUCGCCGCCGCCUCGUUUCGCGACCCCUCUCUUCCCCGAGCAAGAAACCCUAGCGCCGCCGCUCGCCGGCGAUGGAGGCGCCGGACGAGGAGGCCGGCCUGGGGCUCCCGGAGGGCGAGCGGCUUCUGGAGGUCACCAUCAUCUCCGCGCAGGGGCUGAAGCCGCCUUCUGGACUUCGGCGGCGGUUGCAGGCGUACGCCGUGGCGUGGGUUGACACCGCGCACAGGCUCCAGACGCAACCCGACCGCUCUGGCGGCCCCGAUCCGGCUUGGCACGAGCGGUUCCUCUUCCGCGUGCACGAAGCCGCGCUCGCCGAGGAUUCCCGCGCUGCCGUCACCGUGGAGAUCUACGCCUCACCGAACGGGGCCUGGCACAUCGGCGGGGACUCCCUGAUCGGAUCCGCGCGGUUCCUCCUCGGCGACAACUGCCUCCUGUCCCGCCCCGUUGGGUCCCCAGCCAUGUUCGCCGUCGGCGUCCGACGCCCCUCCGGCCGCGUCCACGGCCUCCUCAAUGUGGCCGCUAGCCUGGUCGCUGCGCCGCCCUCUCCGGCGGCCUCCCACGCCCUCAGCUUCUCCCCCGCCGUCUCUCUCAGCGGCCUACCCCCUGCCGUCGCCAUCAGCAGCCUCUCCACGGCGCCGAUCUCAGGCCGCGUGCUGCGCGUCCUCAACCGCGCGCACCCAACACCCCCACCUUCUCCUAAGGUGCUCACGCCCAAGAAGCUGCAGGCCUCGGUGAAGCCUAACAAUAAAGGAUCGGACAACCAGCAGGUUGCGGUGAAGCCAAGUAACAAGCGUGAAGACGAUGCCAGCGAUCAGGAGGGGGAGGAUGAGAACACGUACAUGGGCGGGGUGAUGUUUUGCGGGCCUUGUGUCUUACCAUUCCCGAGAAAGAUUCACACCAGCCCCUCUGACGAGAACCUGCAGGCCUUCGCUGGCAUCUUCUCUAGCGGUGUUGGCAUUGCCAGACGGAGCCCGAGCCCUCGGCACUGAGCCUAUGCAAAACAGGAAGAGCCGCUCCCAUUUCAUUAGCUUUUCAAGUGCAAUUUGGAGAAGAAUUUCGAGGAGCUGGUGAGCAUCAAGCACCUCACAGAAUGUUCCAAUAUUCAAUUCUGCACUCGGCAUGUCGGGCCGGACCCUUUCCUUUAGCAGCUUAGCUGCUCAUUUGCAAAUAUCACAUUUGGGGACUAGUUGUCGUCUCCUGGUUCUUCUGUUCUUGAUGCUUUUGCAUAUACGGUAUAUAUGUACUACAUUCCAUGGGACGUAACUUUAUCAGGUUGAGAUGUUUAGGACAAAUGGUGUGCUGUGAUGCCACAACUGGAAAGCUUAGCACAAAUGUGGCGAGCAAAGCAUGCUCUGCUUUUCCUGA